Messenger RNA from Nasonia vitripennis (jewel wasp), 1830 nucleotides. RefSeq lists its product as uncharacterized. The transcript has 6 exons. Lineage: Eukaryota; Metazoa; Arthropoda; Insecta; Hymenoptera; Pteromalidae. The record is from RefSeq and is a predicted model, not a curated record. Bases 160 to 1482 code for a protein of 440 amino acids.
GCGAAAGUCGAGUGUCGGUGCUGAAGCUCGGUAGUGAAGUAGUAGUGUGCGCGCGUUAUUCGUUCUGUGUGCGCGAGUGCCGCAGAGACGCAUAUGGAUUCGGACUGAUCUACCACUGGAUAUUAAUUAACGCUGGAUUACCGCCGAAGCGAUCUCAGAAUGAUGCUGCAAAGGGCAGCGCUUCUGCUACUGCUGCUCGUUACAGCGCGGCAGCAUUGCCAGGCCGCGGAAACCGAAGAGGAGUCGACGACGACGACGACGACUGCGCAACAGCCAUCAGCGGGGACGACAAGUUCCGUUCUCGGAACGUUCUUUCGUCAAGCUCGUUCGGACGGCUACUACAGCGGUGGCAGAUACAACGACGAGAGCCUGCCGCUGACGGCCGGCGCAUCGGCCAGGGCAUCCGAUCCGCUGGAACAUCGCGACUCCGCGUACUUCGAGUCGAGAUGCAUCACCUGCGACCCCAACAAAGCCGCCGUCGCCGCUGCCGCAGCGCAGACCGAUCGAGAUUAUUAUUUCAGUCCCUACCAGUCGAGAUGGAGGCAGAGAGCAAAGUACGAUUACUACGACGACGAGUACGACGAUCGAAGGUACAACCGAGAUCGGUACGAUCCGUACUACGAUCGAGCCAGGGCCCCGGCUUACGACUACGAUCGGUACGAUCCUUACGGAAGGAACGAACUUUUCAGACCAUCGACCUACAACGACAGGUACGACCCCUACGAACGCGACCGUUACUACAACAGACCGGUCGAUCGUCCCGUAGACCGUCCCCUAAUCGAUCGCCCAGUUGAUCGGCCGGUCGAUCGUCCAGUGGAUCGUCCUCUGGCUGAGAGGCCUUACGACCGAAGCUACGAACGAGGCAACGGAUACGAUAACCUCGACCCCAGAUACCCUUACGACGAUCCGCGCUACGAUCGAUAUGGGCCACCGGCACCAGCAGCGAGAAGACCACCACCUCCUUAUGACGAUUAUGGACCGCCGAGGUAUCCGGACAGAUACAACGCCAACAGAAAUUACGGACGGUACGACACGAGAUACGACAGAUACGACCCGUACGAUAGGAACGGAUACAGGAGACCCGCUUACGACGACAGGUAUAACGACCGGUACGGCGGUCGACCAGACUCUCGAGGAUACUACAGCGGCUCCAGCGGAGCUUGGCCUGCCCCAGGAGCUUCCGACAGACCAGCCUACGCCAGCGCUUGGAACUACGCCGGAGGCGGCGGCGGCGCUGGUAACCGCGGCAGCUGGAGGGACACGAAUCGAGACCGCGAAAGAGACCGGGAUCGCGAUCGCGACGCUACGUACUAUCGGCCGCAGGAUUACUAUUACGACAGUACAGCCGCUCCGGCAGGGCCAAGAGGUACGAGCUAUCUCUACGAUCGGCCCGAGUCCUCGACGAAGCCAGACGCCGAUCGAGACAAGCAGCCGACCAACUCGCCUCAGACUCAGGACUCGAAUAAGAACUACAAGGAUUAGGAAGUUUCUUUUGCCGAUGCGGGACCGAGGGGAAUAAGGGCUUGAUUUUUCGGACGCUCCGCUUUUGUGGUUCACUCGAGGACUUUGCUCGACAGUUUUCUUUUUUUCUUUUCGCUGGAAAUGUGUCGCAGCAAACGAGAGAGUGUAAACUUAGUUUUUUAAAUAUAACAUUUACUCGAGAGUUUAUCACAAGACACGGAGUAUCGUAGAUGUAAUUGUGUUUUUGCAAUAUAUAGUUAUACGUUGAAGUUCGAGCUUUGAGAUGUCACCAAACUUGAAUAAGAGACAUUUUAUGGUUGCAGCUAGGCGAAGCUGUAAACAGUAUGAAUAUACUCACAUAAAUGAAAA